Messenger RNA from Aspergillus brunneoviolaceus CBS 621.78, 1638 nucleotides. RefSeq lists its product as uncharacterized. The record is from RefSeq and is a predicted model, not a curated record. Lineage: Eukaryota; Fungi; Ascomycota; Eurotiomycetes; Eurotiales; Aspergillaceae. The coding region runs from base 1 to 1638 and encodes 545 amino acids. The transcript has 2 exons.
AUGGGUCAACUCACCCAUCUCCCGACCGAGAUCAUACUCCACAUUAUCUCUUUUCUACAGUCCUACGACGACAUUGCGGCGUUGGCUGCACAGUCUUCCCAUCUCUACCAGGCGUGUGAUAUGAGGGCCCGUGAGAGGUUCCGCCAGAUCCGCAUUACAAACAAUGCCAAGCAUCUUGAGAGCGCCUUCGCGGCCCUGAUGGACAUCCUGAAACAGCCAUAUCUAGGCCGCUAUGUGCGUCAUAUUGAGUACUGGGAGCCUGUGACGAUGACCUACCGGCACCCACCCUCCUGUGAGUUCGAUGCGUCAGCACCAGCUGAGGAAGACAUGGAAAUGAUCCGAGCAGCAAUCUACAGAGCAGGAUUUCCUGACCGUGGGAUUGAACCCCUGAUUACGAUAGUUAAGCAGAUAUCCGGUGUCACCCAUCGCAGGGAAAAAGAGGAGUUUCAUUCAGUCAGUUAUCCAGCCAAUCAUCCAGCCAGGCUUUUUCGUUGCCACGAGCCCCUUCUCGCGCAGGUUCUGACAGCACUUCUUAUCUCCGUGGCACCGGAAGUAGAAUCCAUGGCCCUCUCCCAGCCCUUUCCCAGCCAGAUUGUCGUGCCCUGGCAAACAGACCCCAUCAACCACAAGCGUAUAAGGCUCCCUUUGCAUUGGCUUCUGCACCAAAUCAACAACAGGGACACGUUCCCGGGUGCCCGAGGGCCGAAGCUCCUGAGAAAGCUUCGCGACGUAUACUUGAUCGACGAGACGUGCGACACAUCCUGGAUAGAAGAUGAAGCCAUUCUUAUGACGGACGUCUUUGACUUCCUAAAUCUCUUUCGCCGUCUUCCAUCGAUUGAGUCGAUUGGCAUGGAUGGGCUGAGAACAAAUGUCGUCGGUAAGCACGGGGUCCCCUUUGCCUCGUCCAAUAUUACCCGUAUCCGGAUCGAGCACUCGACGGUCGACAGCAUGGACUUGGCAAGAAUUAUCUGUCUUUGCAAGCAGCUCCGAGAGUUUGGAUGCUCCAUCGGGGCCGAGUUAGUCGGUCGCGACCUUAGAGGUACAUGGACCGCAUUUCGAAUCGUCUUCCAAGCGCUUUUGGUCCACCGUACAACCUUGGAGCUUCUACAUAUAGAUGCCGCAUACAUAGAUCUUAAUACAGAUACGGUAGAACGGGUUCUUCUUGGCCUAAGUGAGGAUUUCGAAAAACGCGGACAAAUGGGAGCAAUCCGAAUUGCGCAUGAGAUGGCUUUGAUCGAUAGGCAAGUGAAGCUGCCGGUCUGGAUUUGGGACCAAGCCGGUUCUUUGGCCGACUUCUCCGCCUUGAAGCACUUGGAUCUGGAGAUUCAGUACCUGUUGUACAUGGCGAGGGGGGUGAGGACCGCGAGAGACGAUGAAUACCAGCUCGCUGAUCGGUUGCCGCCCAAGUUGGAGCAUCUCCUGAUCAACGCAUAUGAGAAAAACCAGAACGAGAAUUUCGACAAGCAGGUGGACUCCUUGAGAUCAUUGGAGAGAGAGCAGCAUCUCAGCAGCCUGAAGACUAUUCUGGGAAUCGAUCCCACAAUCCCGGUGGUCCCGCCAUGGGAAGAAGGGCCUGGGUUAAGUGCACAUGUGCGUCGGUUGAUCGAGGACGUUUCGGAUCGGAAGAAGAGCAAGUGA